Arvicanthis niloticus (Nile rat) is the source of this 1440-nucleotide messenger RNA. The record is from RefSeq and is a predicted model, not a curated record. NCBI's taxonomy places the organism in Eukaryota, Metazoa, Chordata, Mammalia, Rodentia, Muridae.
GCAGGGGUGAAGAUCAAGGAUCAUGACAUCAGCCUUUGAGAAAGUGGCCAAGAGUGUGACCCAGGAGGUUGGUGGCAGCAGAAGAGAUCUCAUCCCAGUGGACUCCCUUUGGAAUUCAAUCACCUUCAAGCCCUACUGCCUCCUGAGCAGGAGACUCUCAACCUCAUGGUUCUGGAAACCACGUUAUACAUGUGUCCACCUGUCAAUCAAGGAUAUCCUGGAACCCAGUGCUCCAGAACCAGAACCAGAGUGUACUGACCCCUUCAAAGUCUCUGACUCCGUCGAUGGGAACAUUCAGGGCAGUGUGGCGUUGUCACCCAUGGGAGAAGGGAGAAUUUCCGGUGGGGCUGCAGUGUCUGGCAGUUCCAGUGUCUCCAUGAAAAUGUGUAUACUGAGUGUGAAUCCAAACAUCUGGGAGAUCAUGCGGCGUGAAAGGCACCUGCAACAGCCUGAGAAUAAAAUCCUGCAACAGCUUCGGAGACGUGGGGAUGACGUGUUUGUCAUCACUAAGGUGCUGCAGACAAAGGAAGAGGUGCCGAUCACUGAUAACCGCAGCCGGGAGGGCACAGGCCAGUUUACACUGCCUGUAGCCUCAUGCUUACAGGGUGAAGGCAAGGGCCACCAAAGCCGGAAGAAGAUGGUGACUGUUCCUGCAGGCAGCGUCUUUGCAUUCCAAGUGGCCCAACUGCUCAUUGGCUCUACAUGGGAUAUCCUUCUCAUCUCGGAUGAGAAACAGAGGACCUUUGAGCCCUCCUCAGGUAAAAUCCCUGAGGAAGAAGUUAUCAGGAAAGACUUCCGAGGGCUGUAUGCAGAGGUGAAGGCUGGUGCCUCAGUACUGGCGAGCUUGGAAAUGGAGUUGAGACAACAGCUUCUAGUGGACAUCGGGAGGAUUUUACUGGACCAGCCCAGCCUAGAAGCCUUAGAGACCUCACUACAGCAGGGCCUUUGCAGUGGUGGGCAGGUGGAGCCUCUGGAAGGCCCAGCAGGCUGCAUCCUUCAGCGUCUGCAGCUCAAUUCUGGACAUGUGGUCCGCAGAACUUCGGCCACUAUCUUCUACCUGUUGGGAGCACUGAAUGUGCUGACUGAAACUCAGCGGCAGCUGCUGGCUAAGGCUCUGGAGAUGACUGUACUGUCAAAGCAGCUGGAGUUGGUGGAGCAUGUCUUAAAACAGAGCACCCCAUGGAAGGAAAAGUGCUCUGUGUCCCUGCCCUCCAGGCUCCUUGGGGACAGCUGGCAUGAGGAGGCUCCCACCUGGGUCUUGCUAGAAGAAUGUAGCCUAAGGCUGCAGAUGGAGCCCCCCCAGGUGCACUGGGAACCGACCUCUCAGAGCCCCACAUGUGCACUCUAUGCCUCCCUGGCCCUAUUGUCAUGUCUAGGCCAGAAACCUCAUUAGCCUGCAGGCCUCCCUUCCAGCAACAUCCCCAUGUCCUACCCUCCAGC